AUGAUACUGCGACGACGCGUCUGGUUUCCCUUCGUCAUCGCGACGCUGGUCCUCUUUUUCUACUAUUCCUGGAUCACUCAGGGUGGCUACGGGUUAACUGGCUCUAGAAGCGCGUCUCAAAAUCCUCUGUUUAUCGCCAAGGCUAUAGAGGAUGACAACUAUUUCUGGCGGAAACUGCCAACCGGCAAGCCACGUACACUUCCUAGGAUUCAAAAAGCCUUUGGGAAGGAAUUGAGUAAAGACGCUAACAUUCGUCGGGGACGCCAAGAUGCCGUCAAAAAGGCGUUUGCCCGUUGCUGGAAGUCUUAUAGGUCUAGGGCCUUCAAGAGCGAUGAGCUAGCUCCCAUCAGCGGCAAGUCCAAAGAGUUGUUUGGAGGCUGGGGGGCUACGUUGGUCGACAGCUUAGAUACACUAUGGAUUAUGUCGAUGCGGUCCGAGUUUGAAGAAGCCGUGACAGCUGCGGUCCAAAUCGACUUCACGACUUGUGUGAUAGAGACUGUAAAUGCUUUCGAGACUGCAAUUCGCUAUCUGGGAGGUUUCCUUGCUGCUUAUGACUUAAGCGGCGACCUACGAUUGCUACGCAAGGCUAGGGAAGUCGGAGAUAUGCUAUACAAGGCGUUCGAUACGCCUAACCGUAUGCCGAUAUCUCGUUGGGACUUUGAGAAUGCUAAGAAAGGAGGGAAACAGGUUGCUCCCGAAAUGGAAUGGCUUGCUGAGGUCGGCUCGUUCAGCAUGGAGUUUACGCGUCUAUCUAUGCUGACUGGAGACCCGAAAUGGUAUGACGCAGCCGAGAGGAUCAGAAAGGCCCUCGAAGAGCAGCAGAGCGCCACUCAGCUGUCUGGUAUGUGGCCGUUCGCGCUUAAUCCUCGAGACAUGAAUUUCAACAGCGAUACCACGUUUGGGCUCGGGGCUCUCGCAGAUAGCACUUAUGAGUAUCUGCCGAAGAUGUACGCUAUGAUGGGUGGGCUUAUGCCUUCGUACCAGUCUAUGUAUGAGAACUCGAUGAAAACUGCUCUUAAGCAUCUUCUCUUCCGACCCAUGGUUCCGGACACGGCGGACAUCCUAAUAUCAGGGACCAUGCAUAUAGAGAGCAAAGACGGGAAGAAAGCCCUAAACUUAGAGUACCAAGGUCAGCAUCUGGUCUGCUUCGCUGGUGGAAUGCUCGCAGUCGGCGGGAAGCUAUUCGAGAAGCCGGAACAUCUAGAAGCGGCUACGAAGCUCGUAGACGGGUGUAUUUGGACGUACAACGCAAUGCCGCUUGGAAUAAUGCCUGAGACCUUCUUCAUGGAGCCUUGCAAGUCGGACAAGGAAUGCGAGUGGGACGAGUUGGUGUGGAAGCGUGCUGUUUUGCGAGAAGCAGGCGAGCAGGAUUUAGACAACAUGGAAAAGGCGGACGAGAUAAUCGCCCAGUCCAGGCUUCCGAAGGGGUUCACGAAGAUCCCCGACCCGAGUUACCUCCUACGGCCGGAAGCCAUAGAGAGCGUUUUCAUUCUAUAUCGAAUCACCGGUCGCCAAGACCUGCUCGAGUCUGCUUGGGUUAUGUUCGAGUCUAUCCAGAUGAGUACUAAGACAUCAUUGGCGAACGCAGCCCUGGACGACGUGACGGUUCAUGGUGAUCCUCCGAAGAAGGACUCGAUGGAGAGUUUUUGGAUGGGCGAGACUUUGAAGUAUUUUUAUUUGAUCUUCAGCGAGCCUGAUCUCAUUAAUUUAGACGAAUGGGUUUUCAACACCGAGGCCCAUCCAUUUAAGAGAUUAGUGUGA
This is a messenger RNA of Daldinia decipiens, 1761 nucleotides long. RefSeq names its product glycoside hydrolase family 47 protein. The coding region runs from base 1 to 1761 and encodes 586 amino acids. Lineage: Eukaryota; Fungi; Ascomycota; Sordariomycetes; Xylariales; Hypoxylaceae. Gene Ontology annotation, cellular component: endoplasmic reticulum; Golgi membrane. Gene Ontology annotation, molecular function: calcium ion binding; mannosyl-oligosaccharide 1,2-alpha-mannosidase activity. The record is from RefSeq and is a predicted model, not a curated record. Gene Ontology annotation, biological process: N-glycan processing; carbohydrate metabolic process. The transcript has 3 exons.